Messenger RNA from Chara braunii, 1908 nucleotides. The record is from the annotation of a GenBank genome assembly. Lineage: Eukaryota; Viridiplantae; Streptophyta; Charophyceae; Charales; Characeae.
GUCGUAUCACAAUUCAAUUUGGCUGCUGCUAUAAUUAUGCGACUGAUGGAAAGGGGCGACCCCCAGGCAUCCUUCAAGAUGAGUUUGUGGACCCCCUACCACCAUUCCUGUUGGAAGUCGUCAACCGAAUGGUGCGCUGGAGAGUCUUACCGGCGUCCAAGGCACCAGAUUCAUGCAUUAUCAACAUCUAUGAUGAGGACACCCUGGACCAGAUUCUCCAAGCCCUACAUAGGCGAGGAAUCAGGCAAGCAGCUUUGUCGUCGCUGCCAUUCUCAGCGAUGACAGGCCCCUAUGCCACUCAGUCCGGACCAACACCAAGCGGUACGUCAACAGCAGCCAUGUCUCAGAUUGUUGCUUCUUCAUCUUCUGGUCCAACGGUUGGAGCUACGCCACAACCGCCACCUGUCUCACCAGUGGGACAACAACAACCAUGGAACCCCAAGACCCCACUGAAACCACCUCCAACCUUCUCAAGAGAUAAGAAGGAUGAGGCGCUUGACGCUUGGUUGAGAACGGUUCCAGUGUGGGUCAGGGCGAAGAGGACGCUGGUAGAGGAGGAGGUGAUGAAUGUUGCAUCCUACUUAGAGGGUUCAACAGCUCGUUGGCUUAAUGGAUUGGUGGCUUCCAAGGGUUUCGGCAGGAACAUGGGUGAUUGGGCCAAGAGCAAAACCCUGGAGAGUUGUAUGGACUUGGUAGAGGCGUGGUGGCAUAACCCUAAGCAGGCGCAGAUAGCCACUGAUGGGUUACUGAAACUUGAUGGUAGGAAGUACGAGUCGGUGCGCGAACUUACCACGACUGUAGAGUGUUUGAUUGUCGUCCCAGGCGUGGAGUACAAUCCACAGGUCUUGUUGACCAUGUUCUUGAGGUGUCUUCCCACAGACAUCAAGAACUUGUUAGCCAGCGAAGCUCGACUCGAGUAUCACACUUUUGAGACAUUCAGCAAGAAGGCCCUAGACUUAGAGGCUACGCUGGGUGGUGCUCAAACCCCCCCUACGGACGGGAGGAAGAAGAAGGCUUCACAAGAAUGGAAGAAGAAGGGUAGUCGGCUGAUGAUGGUUGAUUCUGAAGGAAAUCAAACUGAAAUCGAUGAUGUUUCUGAACUUGUGGAGAGUGCAGAGUUAGACGGCGAGGAUAGUGCUGAGGGUAGCAACCUCGCCGUUGUAGUCAAGACCAAGGCAAGUGGCCGAGGCAAGGGCAGUCAACAAAGGAGUCAGAGGCAGGCCGCUAACCCAAACAAAAUAACUGCUUGGGUUAGAGCAGGCUUGGAUCAAGAUGUGUGGCGAGACCGAUGGCAGUGUGGAGCUUGCAUAAACUGCGGCGAGUAUGGCCAUCAGCAGUUUAAAUGCAAUAACGCUAAGGUUGCGCAAAAGAUCCUGCCUAAGGGUGGGUAUCCUUCUUCUCAGUCUGGGGCCUCUACGAGCUCCAGCUCGGGAAACACAUAGGGCCAGUAGAAGUUGUAGCUGCUUCUACUCUCAUUGAAGUGGGUGAUGUACCCUCCCCGUUUCAAGAGUUGGCCGAAGUUGUUCCUUAGCCACCCCGCAGACGCAUCCGGACCCAACUAUACUCUGUAUGUUGGAUGUGUCUGAAGCCUUAGAGGACCUUCAAGGUGAGUGGUCGGCAAGGGACCCUCGUGAGUCCUGGGUGGUUGUUACAUGCCCAGUUGGGCGAUGUUCAUAAUAACCGAGGAUCCGCAAUGUGAUAAAAAGGACCGAAUGGAUAAUGCAGUGCAAGUGGAAUCUCAACAAGCAAUGUGCAGUCUGAUACAUACAAAAUGGUGCUUUAUAGCGCUGGGAAGACUUUAGAUACAAGUCUCGACCUGACCGGGACUGACCUCUACCACGUAGUGCAAGACAACGCAGCAGAAUGCUAGAAUACCAAUGACUAGCCCAAUCAAUGUUGCAACGUAGA